AUGACUGCGAUUGGCAUUUCUGGCAAUAUAUUAGUUCUUUUCUUCUUCCAUAUUUCCAUUGAAGAUCAUAAAAUACGGCCAACUGAAAAAAUAAUUUCUAAUCUAGCAGUUGCAAAUCUAGUAUGGAUUUUGACAUUGGGAGUGCCACAUUCCUGUUUUGUGUUUGGUUUACAAUAUCUGUACAGUGAUGUUAGCUGCAAAAUUAACACAUAUGUUGCUAAAGUUUCCCGGGCAAUGGCAAUUGACUUAACUUGUUUUCUAAGUUGUUUGCAGUAUACAACCAUAAUGUCUUCUACUCCCAAGUGGGAUAAAGUAAAAAAAAAGCUUCAGGCAUAUCUUAUAUUUAUAAUACCAGUUUUAUUGUUAAGUAAUAUGACAUGCUGUGUGGCUUUAGUACUCUUCACAUUUUCUGCCGCUAAUGUUACUAACAUGGAUUAUACCUUUAAUUUAGGAUAUUGUCUCGUCAUUUUUCCAGAUAAAACUUCAUUCUUGGCCCACUGCCUGUUCCUAUUCAGUGAAGAUUUGACAUUUGUUGUCCUCAUGAUUCUGUCUAGUAUUUGUAUCUUACUGAUUUUGUACAAACACAAUAAAAGAGUUAAACGUGUAAGAAAUACUGACCAGAACCAAGAAAAAACAGCAGAGAGACAAGCAGCAAAAAUGGUUGUAACACUUGUUAGCCUUUAUGUCUUUUUCUUUGGAAUUGAAAAUACAAUUUUUCUGUAUCAAGUGACUUCCUCUGUCAAGGUUCAUUCUACUGUAUCUGAUAUUCGCUAUUUUUUCUCUACAUGUUUUACAUCUAUUUUUCCGAUUGUAAUUAUUGUUCUCAACUCAAAAAUAAAAAGUAGACUGAGGUAUUUUGUUUGUGAAAAGCCAACCAGUUUGCAAGAAAUAUUUCAAGCAAGGCCAUCCCUUACAAGAUAG
Messenger RNA from Protopterus annectens (West African lungfish), 921 nucleotides. Its product is annotated as olfactory receptor class A-like protein 1. The transcript has a single exon. The coding region runs from base 1 to 921 and encodes 306 amino acids. Gene Ontology annotation, biological process: G protein-coupled receptor signaling pathway. Lineage: Eukaryota; Metazoa; Chordata; Ceratodontiformes; Protopteridae. Gene Ontology annotation, molecular function: pheromone receptor activity. Gene Ontology annotation, cellular component: membrane. The record is from RefSeq and is a predicted model, not a curated record.